This is a messenger RNA of Protopterus annectens (West African lungfish), 1622 nucleotides long. RefSeq names its product SYF2 pre-mRNA splicing factor (gene SYF2). Gene Ontology annotation, cellular component: post-mRNA release spliceosomal complex; Prp19 complex; catalytic step 2 spliceosome. The coding region runs from base 224 to 949 and encodes 241 amino acids. NCBI's taxonomy places the organism in Eukaryota, Metazoa, Chordata, Ceratodontiformes, Protopteridae. The record is from RefSeq and is a predicted model, not a curated record. The transcript has 7 exons.
AAUGUCAUUAGGAUGGGCUGUAGUUUUGUUUAGUUGUGCGAUCGAACACAAAUUAAUGGAGGUUGUUUAUGCUUUUUAUUUUAACAUACGCAAACAGGAUUGGUUUAGUUAAAUUUUAAACGAAUAACCCCAUAAGGAAGAAUGUACUGUAUACCAAGUGUAUAAGGUUUUGUUGUGGCGCAUAUUUAUUUAAAAAGAGUAUUUUUUUCGGUCGUUAUUGAAGAUGGCUUCAUGUGCAGAGGUAGAGUCCUGUGUUAUGAAUGAAUCUCCUUCUAGUUCAUCAGCAGAAACCGCAGCCAAAAAGCAUGAAGAAAGACUAAAGAAGUUUAGGGAGUUGCACUUAAAGAGGAAUGAAGCUCGGAAACUGAACCAUCAAGAGGUGGCAGAAGAAGAUAGGAAACUAAAACUGCCAGCCAAUUGGGAAGCAAAAAAAUCACGACUGGAGUGGGAGCUGAAGGAAAAAGAGCGUAAACAGGCUUGUGAGGCCCAAGGUGAAGACUAUGAACGAGUGAAGCUUUUAGAAAUAAGUGCAGAGGAUGCCGAGAAAUGGGAGAGGAAGAAAAAGAAAAAGAACCCAGACCAGGGUUUUUCGGAUUAUGCAGCUGCACAGUUGCGACAGUAUCAGAGGCUGACGAAGCAAAUCAGACCCAAUUUGGAGGAAUAUGAAAAACAGCGAGAGGAUUGUGGAGAAGAGUUCUUCCCAACAGCUAACAGCCUUCUCCUUGGCACACAUGUCCCAACAAAAGAGGGAGUGGACAGGAUGGUUGCUGAUCUUGAGAAACAGAUUGAGAAACGAUCAAAGUACAGUAGAAGACGCAAGUACAAUGAUGACUCCGACAUUGACUACAUCAAUGAAAGAAAUGCUAAGUUUAACAAGAAGGCAGAAAGAUUCUACGGAAAAUACACGGCAGAGAUAAAGCAGAAUUUGGAGAGGGGAACAGCUGUCUGAUAUUUCAUUUGCAUCAUAUUAAAAGUGUUAACUCCAAAAUUUGUUUUUCAGUAAAAUUUUCUUUGAAUAUAAUUCUUCUAGAAAACUAGUGGGCUACAGUGAAUCAAAAAUAUGUUUUAUUUUAUUUUGUUUUAUUUUAUUCAUGUUUUCAGGUUUUACUGUGAUGUAGACAUAAACAUUUAUACUUUCAAGUUGCAUAGUGUUAUGACUAGCUAACUUACAUUUGGAUGAGCGUAAAUAAGAUGCAUUCAAAUGUCUCAGGUUGUAUUCCUCAAUGAGUAACUCCCAGAUUGUUUUCUAUAGGAAAUCACUGCCAAAGUGAUUUGCAUUUCUUUUGGGAAUUAGCAGCAUUUCAUUGUUGUGCUUUUCCUUUUUCUUCAAUUCUGUAGUGUUUAGUGUUUGUAUCUAUGAUUCAACAGGUUGCAGCUUUGACCGGUUUGUUUCUUGUGGUUGACACUGAGAGUAGUUUGUUUUUAAUGCUACAUAGAUAACCAUUAUGACCGGAAGUGACAGUUAUUUCCCAGGUGUUUAACUUACUGUAUGCAAGCAAGAUCUCAACACUACCACAAAGCCACCCCUGUCCUAGACUAUGUUAGCUUUGUUUUAUCGACAUCUAUGAUGAUGAAUUCCACUUCAGAGUGUUCUUCAAUAAAAUGGCUCAGUGUUACUAUGA